Messenger RNA from Stylonychia lemnae, 2394 nucleotides. Lineage: Eukaryota; Ciliophora; Spirotrichea; Sporadotrichida; Oxytrichidae. The record is from the annotation of a GenBank genome assembly.
AUGACAUAAUAGGAAGAAAAGCUUCCUUUAUUCUAAAGGCUAGUGCCAUGGAUCUUAAACAAUGAGAAAAAGCCACCUAAAGGCUUUGAGAAAUUCUUUAAAAAGAGAGAUGAGGCUCCAAAGACACAAGAUGAAUAAAAGUCAGCAGAAGGUAAAAAGGAAAAGGCUUCAUAGAAAGAAGAAGAUGAGAAGAUUGAAGAGGAGGAAGAACACGAUGAUAAGAAAGGAUCCAGCAAUGAGGGAAAAGAUUCCAAAUCUGAUGGAAGAGAGGAGUGGAAGAAAUUCCUUUUUGAUCAGGAUAACAACCCAAAGCCUGAAGGAUUUUUAGCAUUGCUACUUGCAGGCUUUACAGCAUACUACUUAUUGACAUACAGAAAGCCUAUGCAAGAGAUUGUAUUCAAGGACUUCCUAAAUGAAUAUCUGUUAAAGAAUAACGUCAAAGAGAUCACAAUAACCAAAGAUAAGCGUAGUGAGGUCUUUAAUUAUAGAGCUGAGAUCACCACAAUGAAUGGUGAGAAAUUCUAUAUGACUUUAGGAGCUUAUGAGAGCUUUUUAUCUAAGCUAGAUUUAGUCCAAAGGGAGAUGGGCAGACAACCAAGUGAAUUUGUACCUGUUAAGUAUAAUAAUCAAGGUGAGGAGCAGAUGAGCAAUCUAAUGAUGAAUUUGUUGGUCGGUUCUCUAUUUGUUCUAUUUUUCUAUCAAAUUUACAGAAAUAGAAAUGGAGGAGCCUAAUCUGGAAAAGGUGGAAAACCAGGUGCCCCAGGAUAGCAAGGUAAAGGAUGGUUCUAGAACUAAGGAGGAAUGGGCGACAUGUUCAAUUAUGGUAAAUCAAAUGCUACUGUAUAUGGAGAAGAGAAAAAGAUUAAGGUUAAAUUCGCUAAUGUAGCUGGAAAUGAGAAUGCCAAAAUAGAGAUUAUGGAAUUCGUGGAUUUCUUAAAAGAUCCCAAGAAAUAUCAAAAACUAGGAGCUAGAGUUCCUCGAGGAGCUCUUCUUGUUGGUCCACCAGGUUGCGGUAAAACAAUGCUAGCUAAAGCAGUUGCUGGUGAAGCUAAAGUACCAUUCUUUUCAAUCUCUGGUUCAGAUUUCGUUGAGAUGUUUGUCGGAGUUGGAGCUUCAAGAGUAAGAGAUCUCUUUAAAAAGGCCAGGCAGAAGGCUCCAGCCAUUAUAUUCAUAGAUGAAAUCGAUGCUGUAGGUAAAAAAAGACAUGGCAAAUUUGGAGGAGGUAAUGAUGAAAGAGAUAAUACCCUCAACCAGCUGCUUGUUGAAAUGGAUGGUUUCUCAACUGAUACAUCAGUGAUAGUUCUAGCUGCCACAAACAGAAAAGACAUUCUUGAUAGUGCUCUAUUGAGACCUGGUAGAUUUGAUAGAACAAUUGAAAUUAUCCUACCUUCCAUUAAGGAAAGAGAAUAAAUCUUUAAUGUACAUCUUAAAAAGAUCACACUAAAUGAUAAAUUAAUGAAAGAAGAUUAUGCUAGAAAGCUAGCUGCUCUAACUCCAGGAUUCAGUGGAGCUGAUAUUAAAAAUAUUUGCAACGAGGGAGCUAUUAUUAGCGCUAGAAAGAAUCUUGAAAGUGUCUCAAUAAAGGAAUUUGAAGAAGCAACCGAAAGAGUCAUUGCAGGAAUCGAGAAGAAAUUACCAUUAAGCGAAUUUGAAAGAAAAACAGUAGCUUUCCAUGAAGCUGGCCAUGCAGUAGCAGGAUGGUUCUUGGAACACUCAAGUCCUCUACUGAAAUUGACUAUCGUGCCAAGAGCAAAAGGAUCUCUUGGAUUUGCCUAAUAUCUUCCAGACGAGUUAAAUCUUUACAACAAAUAACAACUUGAAGACAUGAUUGUAAUGGCCCUAGGUGGCAGAGUAUCUGAAGAGAUAUUCUUUAACCGAUUAACCACUGGUGCUUCAGAUGACAUUAAAAAGAUCACCCAAAUCGCUUAGGGCAUGGUUGCUUAGUACGGUAUGAGUGCAAAUUUGGGACCACUUAACUAUGACACUGAAGAAGGCUAUUAAAAGAUGUUCAGUGAUAAGACAAAUAGACUUAUAGACCAGGAGGUCAAGGCAAUUAUCGAUAGAGCUUAUAUAAGAUGUAAGGGUCUGCUAACAGAGAAAAAAGAUCUCAUUUAAAAGCUUGGUGACCAAUUGCUAGCGAAAGAGACAUUAGCUUUGCCAGAUAUCGUUGAUAUUCUAGGUCAAAGACCCUACCCAUUAAAGGAAUCACUGUUAGAAUAUCUAUAGGAGUUAAGGGAUAGAACAACAGAGGAAAAAGAAGCAGCAGAGAUUGCUUCUCAAAAUAAAGAUGGUUAAUAACCAGAAUCAAGUGGUCCUCAUUCAAACACUGUAGCAGCUGAAGAGGUCAUCAUUGAUGAUUCAUCCAACAAAUCUGAUGAGCAACUCAAGUAAUGA